ACUUUGACAUUUAUAUAUGGUAUUCGCAUUUCGCAAGGCGCAAACUUUUACAAAUCAGAUAAUUUUGAGUCCAAUUUGAAUUUUAAGAAAGAAAAAAGUGAACAGAUCUGGAAUCUGAAAUUUAUAGUUUUCUACUCAUUCUAUUUAUUUUUCGAUUAAAUACCUAAAGGGUCUUUCGAAAUGUGGAACGAUCAAUCAGUCGCCGGUGGCGGUUUCUUAAACUCUACAAGUCAGUUUGGAAAUGCUGCGACGCCAAACAAGGGACAAAAAUCUGGUCGCAGAGCGUCAAGAACAGCACCAAUAGUGAUAAAACAAGCAAUACAUUGUGGUGAUGAUGGCAUCAACAUCUGGGGCACACCUAUACAAAUAGUUUCCAUAGUAGCGAGGGUUAGGAAUAUAAAAGUUCAGAGCACAAAGAUAACAUACACUAUACAAGAUAUGACUGGCAGGAUGAAAGCUGUACUUUGGAUUGAUCAAGAAGCUAUGGAGGAAGAUGAUAAAUGUUCACCGCAAGUACAAGUUAAUGAUUACAUUCAAAUAUAUGGAAAUGUUAGAGCCAACAAGGGAAAGAAUGUAUUAAUGGCUUUCAAAAUAAUGCCCAUCACAGAUGUUAACGCUAUUCUUUUUCAUUAUCUGCAAUGUAUAAAUAACAGAUAUAAAAUGGAAGCUGAUAGCAAAAAGGUAAAAGAUAUGGAUACAACAAGCAAUUUCACAAAUAAUGUACCAGCAAACUCUCUGGCUGGUAUGGACACUGGAUCAGUAAAUGGUUUGAAUCAACGGCAAAUGAUGGUGUAUAACCUUAUUAGGGCUUCAACUCUUGAACAGGGUAUAAGCAAGGAGGAUAUAUAUGCAACCCUUAAGGAUAAGAUGCCCAGUGUUGAGUUUGAGAAUAUUCUGGAACUGAUGUGUAACGAAGGUCAUAUUUAUUCCACAAUUGAUGAAGAACAUUUCCGUGCUACAGAUGCCUUUUAAUUCUAGUUCAGUAAAAUAAAACAGUUAUUUUUUC
Molecule: messenger RNA, 1006 nt
Organism: Colias croceus (clouded yellow)
Lineage: Eukaryota; Metazoa; Arthropoda; Insecta; Lepidoptera; Pieridae
Gene: RPA2
Product: replication protein A 32 kDa subunit
Exons: 6
Coding region: 181-972 (263 amino acids)
Biological process (GO): DNA replication; double-strand break repair via homologous recombination; nucleotide-excision repair
Cellular component (GO): site of double-strand break; chromosome, telomeric region; nucleus
Molecular function (GO): DNA binding
Source: RefSeq, a predicted model, not a curated record